Molecule: messenger RNA, 1757 nt
Organism: Zootermopsis nevadensis
Lineage: Eukaryota; Metazoa; Arthropoda; Insecta; Blattodea; Termopsidae
Source: RefSeq, a predicted model, not a curated record
GCAUGCUCAGUCGAGAUUUAUGCACGUGUUCUUUAGAGAUUCCAAUCCAUUUUCUUACAUUGUUGAACGCGCAGGUGUUUUUUUAGUUACAGGAAUACUAAGAAAAUUAAUCCAAGUUAUAAUUUGGUUACAUUCCAACAUAAAUGUAAGAAGUCAAUAAUUGAUAUUAAAUAUUUUCUCUGUAAGAAGGAAAUCGAUUUAAAACUAUUGAAAAGAGGCUUGAGGGGAUUCUGAGCUGCGUUUUCUUGUCAAUUGUGAAUUUGACUAUUGAUUGUCGUGUGAGGAAAAGUGAAUCCGCUCUUUCGUGAAAUGCUGGCUUUUAAUUUUCUGCAUUUCGAGAAUGAAUCAAUGUUUCUGUGGCUCUCGAUCUUGGGUUUGCCGUACGACUUGGGCGUGUACUGGCAACAAUAUCCAUGGGUCCUGGGUGAGACCCUGUGCAAGCUGCGAGCUCUAGGGUCCGAGAUGUCAACCUACACGUCAGUUCUGACCAUCGUGGCAUUUUCCACGGAGCGCUACCUUGCCAUCUGCCAGCCCAUCCACUCAUACACCACGUCCAGCCCCAGGACCGCUCUACGGGUCAUCGCCAUUCUGUGGUGCGUGUCUCUACUAAGCGCCACGCCCUUCGCAGUCUACACCCGGAUCAACUACGUGGAAUACCCCCCAGGUUCCUCAUACCAGGUAGCAGAAUCCGCAUUCUGUGCUAUGUUGGACCAAGCUGUACCAUCUCACUGGCCCAUGUAUGAACUGAGUGCAUUAAUCUUUUUCAUAAGUCCCAUGGUCAUAAUCAUCAUUCUGUACGUCCGGAUGGGAGUCACAAUUCGCAGUCGAAUGAUCAAGUUUCCAGGCGAAACCAAACACCUGGACUCUCGUACUAAACCCAUCAUUAGGAUGCUUGUGGCCGUGGUGAUCACAUUCUUCCUUUGCUGGGCGCCUUUCCACAUGCAACGCCUAUUUUACAUCUACGGCAAGCAAUCGCCCAAUUUUGACAAGAUCAAUGAGUGGGCGUAUUACAUCACAGGGUGUUUCUAUUUCUUCUCCUGCACGGUCAACCCUGUUCUUUAUAAUGUGAUGUCCGCCAAGUACCGCCUGGCUUUCCGAAAGACUCUCUGCUGCGGUAACACUGACAGGAGCAGCAGCACAGAAGCAUCCACUUUCAGGGACACCACAGUCAUCUACGUCAAUGAUCAUUUUGAUCACUGCAGGUCUGCCAACGGUGAAGAAAUGAGACGAUUCAAGUCAUCGAACAGACAUUCAAGAAACAGCGAUGUUCCCACUAGCUCGGCAGAGGAUAUAACACUCAACAAUCUACAAUAUAAGUCAUCAUCAGUGAAAAGGACGUCGAAAGAACACGUCAACAUAAACAUUUUUGAUACACUAAGAGGCCCUCAUUGCACUGGUGAGAAGGUGGAAUGCCGGGGUGGUGAUUCUGCUUCAAAUAAAACACUCUACUGUGAUGACGUCUCAGAUGUAAUCAUCAGUAUGGACGUUUCAUCCAACAGCGGGAGAAAUGUGUACGCAACUUCUAAAGCUUGGCCCGAGACCUUAAAAUUGCCAAGGAGCCAAAGCCAGAAAUUCAAAAUGAUCCCAAAACCAGCGAGAAUAUAGAAGUAUCCAAGUCUUGUCUGAUUUGUGCAAUAGCGUAUUAACCGACAAUUGUUUGUUGAUGGCUUCAGCUAUAUUAUUAUAUUAUGAUUUCUGUCUUCUGGGUUGUUGCGCUGUGUAGUCUGGUCGAUGUUAGCCAACGUUUCAGAGGUCAU